Molecule: messenger RNA, 1599 nt
Organism: Molossus molossus (Pallas's mastiff bat)
Lineage: Eukaryota; Metazoa; Chordata; Mammalia; Chiroptera; Molossidae
Gene: CD74
Product: CD74 molecule
Exons: 9
Coding region: 194-1054 (286 amino acids)
Biological process (GO): positive regulation of macrophage cytokine production; negative regulation of intrinsic apoptotic signaling pathway in response to DNA damage by p53 class mediator; positive regulation of type 2 immune response
Cellular component (GO): cytoplasm; membrane; cell surface
Molecular function (GO): MHC class II protein binding; cytokine receptor activity; macrophage migration inhibitory factor binding
Source: RefSeq, a predicted model, not a curated record
GUAUUUCCAGCUUUGCGGCUUUCACUUCCACUUCUACAAAGUAGGUGGAGUGGCCUCCUGUGGACGAAUCAGAUUUCUCCUCAGCCCCAACUUCAAGAGGUGAGCCAGGAGUCCAGGGUCUCAGACACGCAGGCGGCGGCAGCAGCAGCAACAGAGGCAGCAAGAGGUCCGGGUUAGACCAGAGGCCAGAACCAUGGAAGACCAGCGGGACCUCAUCUCCAACCAUGAACAGAUGCCCAUGCUGGGCCAGCGCCCCAGUGCCCCGGAGAGCAAGUGCAGCCGCGGAGCUCUGUACACAGGCUUUUCUGUCCUGGUGGCGCUGCUCCUGGCUGGUCAGGCCACCACUGCCUACUUCCUGUACCAGCAGCAGGGCCGGCUGGACAAGCUGACGGUCACCUCGCAGAAUCUGCAGCUGGAGAGCCUGCGCAUGAAGCUUCCCAAGUCUGCCAAGCCUGUGAACAAGAUGCGGGUGGCCACCCCCAUGCUGAUGCAGGCGCUGCCCGUGGAAGGCAUGCUCCAGGGGCCCAUGCAGAACGCCACCAAGUACGGCAACACCACACAGGACCACGUGAUGCACCUGCUCCUGAGGGCUGACCCUAUGAAGGUGUACCCGCAGCUGAAGGGGAACUUCCCAGAGAACCUGAAGCACCUUAAGAAGACCAUGGAGGGCCUGGACUGGAAGAUCUUUGAGAACUGGAUGCAUCAGUGGCUCUUGUUUGAAAUGAGCAAGAACUCGCUGGAGGAGAAGUUCACUGAAGGUUCACCAAAAGUACUGACCAAGUGCCUGGAAGAGGCCAGCCGCAUCCCCGCCAUCCACCCGGGCAGGUUCAAGCCCCAGUGUGACGAGAACGGCAACUAUUUGCCGCUCCAGUGCUAUGGGAGCAUUGGCUACUGCUGGUGCGUUUUCCCCAACGGCACCGAGGUCCCCCACACCAGAAGCCGUGGGCGCCAUAACUGCAGUGAGCCACUGGACAUGGAGGAUCUGUCGUCCGGGCUGGGCAUGACCACGUCCGGGCUGGGCACAACCAAGCAGGAUCUUAUCCAAAAAAUGUGAGAACAGCAACUGAAGACAGCAGCAUCCAUUCAGCCCUGCAAGGCCACAGCUUCCUUUCUCGUGUGUCCCCCAAGCCUAGCCCCAUACUCCUUCCCUUACAUGCCCUGCCCCCACCAUCUCACACUCUGUACCUCAUUCUAUGAGACUCUGGCUCCUGGCUGUCCGUCAUCCUUGGACACAACAAGUCACAUCAGAACAGCACAGACUAACAAUACAGCAGGGCCCUGCUGCCCAAGCCCCCAUCCACCAACAGGGACACAAGGCCCAAGGAGGUGGACCAUGAGCCAGGCUGACCCCCAUUUCUGACACCACAGCAAUCCCCUCGUGGAGCUCCAUGGACACACUGCUGUCCCACCCCUUCGGGCUUUAGCCUAGGCUUUCCAGCCAAUGUAACUGGGGGCACAAGCAACCCUCUCCCCUCUCCCAGCAGACCCAGCCUCUCCACAAUCCCUCUUUACCUGACAGCCCCGUUCCCUCCACGCAGCAAGCUUGUCAUGAGCCCUUAGGAAUGUGGUUCCCGUGAAAAUAAAGUGUAGUAAGUAGAA